AUGUACCAGAAGUCAGACCUCAUUAGAGAACAGAUCCUUCAAAGUGCAGAGAAGCUGUAUCAAUGCAAUGAGCACAGAAACGCCUUUCACCAGCAAUUAUCACUAAUUGGGCAACAUGGACUCCACACAAGGAAAAAAUCUUAUAAAUGUAGGGAGUGUGGAAAAGUGCUUCCUCAUAAGGCAAGUCUAAUCAUACAUGAAAGGGUCCACACUGGGGAGAAAACUUAUGAAUGCAGCGAGAGUGGUAAAGCUUUUUCUUGUAAGUCAAACAUGAGCGCACACCACAGAUUGCACACUGAGGAAAAAUCUUGUGAAUGUAAUGAGUGUCAAAAAGCUGUUCUUCAUAAGUCAGGCAUAAUCAUAGAUCAGAGCAUCCACACUGUGGAAAAACCUUAUGAGUGUAAUGAGUGUGGCAAAACUAUUUCUGCUGCUAAGUCAAGCAUUAUAUCACAUCAGAGAAUCCACACGGGGGAGAAACCUUAUGAAUGUAGACAGUGUGGAAGAGGAUUUGCUCGCAAGUCACACCUCAUUAGACAUCAGAGAAUCCACACAGGUGAAAAACCUUAUGAAUGUAGUGAGUGUGGAAAAGCUUUUAUUUGUAAGUCACACCUCAUUAGACAUCAGCGAAUCCAUACUGCGGAAAAACCUUAUGAAUGUAGUGAGUGUGGAAAAGGCUUUCCUUGUAAACCACACCUCAUUAGCCAUCAGAGAAUGCACACUGGGGAAAAACCUUAUGAAUGUAGAGAUUGUGGAAAACCUUUUACUCAUAAGUCACACCUCAUUACCCAUCAGAAAGUCCACACUGGGGAAAAAACUUAUGAAUGUAGACAGUGUGGAAAAACUUUUACCACCCAGUCAGGUUUCAUUCAUCAUCAGAGAAUGCACAUUGGAGAAAAACCGUAUGAUUGUAGUGAGUGUGGAAAAUCUUUUAUUCAUAAGUCACUCCUCAUUAGCCAUCAGAGAAUCCACACUGGGGAAAAACCUUAUGAAUGCAGAGAGUGUGGAAAGACUUUUUUUCAUAAGUCAAGCGUUGAAGCACAUCAGAGAAUCCACACUGGGGAAAAACCUUAUGAAUGCAAUGAGUGUGGAAAAGCUUUUAUUCGUAACUCAAACCUCAUUGCACAUCAGAAAAUCCACACUGGGAAAAAACCUUAUGAAUGUAGGGAGUGUGGAAAAGCUUUUAUUCAUAAGUCAGACCUCAUUAAGCAUCAGAGAAUCCACACAGGGGAGAAACCUUAUGAAUGUGGUGAGUGUGGAAAAGCUUUUAUUCUUAAGGCAGACCUCAUUAAGCAUCAGAGAAUUCACACAGGGGAAAAACCUUAUGUAUGUAGAGAGUGUGGGAAAGGCUUUUCUUGUAAGUCACACCUCGUUAGACAUCAGAGGGUCCACACUGGGGAAAAACCUUAUGAAUGUAGUGAGUGUGGAAAAGCUUUUUCUCAGAAGUCACACCAAAUCAUACAUCAGAGGGUCCACACAGGGGAGAAACUUUAA
This is a messenger RNA of Ochotona princeps (American pika), 1491 nucleotides long. Its product is annotated as zinc finger protein OZF-like. The transcript has a single exon. Bases 1 to 1491 code for a protein of 496 amino acids. Gene Ontology annotation, biological process: regulation of transcription by RNA polymerase II. The record is from RefSeq and is a predicted model, not a curated record. Lineage: Eukaryota; Metazoa; Chordata; Mammalia; Lagomorpha; Ochotonidae. Gene Ontology annotation, molecular function: DNA-binding transcription factor activity, RNA polymerase II-specific; RNA polymerase II cis-regulatory region sequence-specific DNA binding.